CUUAUUUAUUUGUAAAAUGGACACGGUUUCCUAAUCACGUUUAGCUUUGCGCGCGAGGCGACAGUACGAGUAACAGAGGGCGAUGUGGUGCAAUGGUUAAUCAAAUAUGGCGAUUGGCGAAUGGCGAUGCAUAAUCAUGAGAAUAACUGAUUAGAGUGGUUGUUUUUGAUCUAAGGAUAAGAAUAUUAAUUAUCAGUGUUUAUUUUUUGAUGACAAGUCUACCUCGCGCCGUAUGAAUAAUACUUUAAGCUAUAGAAUAAGAGUUUUUUUUAUUAAUCUUGGAAUCAUUUAUGCGGUUCCAAAAUGUCAACGUUCCAAAAUAAAACCGACAAGCUACUUCAGGUUUUACAAUUAUUCUUGCAACCGGAUUUUACAAUCUCUACAACUACAUACUUAGAUUUACUAUUGACACAUCUUACAAAGGAAAUCAAGAAAGGUAAUCAAGAAGUAUCUCAAAUUUUACAAACGUGGUUGGUUACUGCUUUUAAUACAUGGAAUGACAAGUUUAAACCAUGUCAAAGUUUAAUUACUUUUACCAUAAAAUUGAUUGCUACAUUGUCUGAAAGUGAAUCAAUUUUCUUUCAUCUCCAUCAAAAUGAAAUCCUUCAUAAAGCCAGCGAGCUGCUUGAAUUUAAAAAGCAGACUUUGCCAGCUUCAAUUAAAAUGGCAUUUACAGAAAUGUGUGUAAAAUUGGUUGAACACCCAACUGGUAGACGAUGGAUUGUGCAUACAGAAGCUUGGAAAAUCAUAUUGAGUUGUGCACAAGCAAAUUGCACAAUGUACGUGAAUAAAGAGAGUCAGAAGUUUUUGUCAAUAUUAUUGAUCAAAGAAAGUUACAAUCAAGCUCUAUGUCAAGAAAUCAUUUUAGCAAUUACACAGCCAUUGGUUGAAAUGACUCAUAAUCCUCAAGAAAGUAAUUCACAGUUUACUUUAAAUAAACAAAUGCUUUCGGAUCAACAUAAUCUUUUGUUAUCAACAUUGGAGUUAUUAUAUGCAAUAUUAGAAUAUGCAGUGUUUAUUGAUUUAGAAAAUCCUAUUCCUGAUAUGUUUGAAGAUUUUAUUGGAUUAGAUAAUCGUAUAAAAAUUUUAUUUGAAGUAACGAUCAGUACCCCAUUUGUCAAAAUUUUGGAGAAAUUAGCAGUAUUAUGUGCCUACUCCAACUUGCGAAAAUCAAUUAAAUCUGAUUCUGAGCCAGGUUCUCUUGACGAAAAAAAAUUUGAAGGAUUUUGUUCCACAUUGUGUUACGUAUCAAACUUGCUCAUGUCCAAAAAAUUUAUAUUAGAUCUGGCUCUUACAAAAAAACAAGGAAUGAUUUUUUGGCAUAAACUCAAUAAAUUAAAAAAAGUAGCAGCUCCUCAUCCUUACAAAUUUGAAAUCCAGGCUUUAACUUUAUUGAUCCUACCUUUAUGUGUGACUGUCAAGCCCAAACAUAUGAAAGAACAUUGUUUGUUUGAGGAUUACAUUGAUAAACUGUUUACUCUAACAUGCCAACCAAUUCAGCGUAUUGCUUACACUAUGAGAGAUAUAUUAUUCAAAAAUGAUUUUCCCAUGGAAUACAUAUGUAAAUCAGUUGUUGAAUACUUGUUGGAAAUUGUGGAAAUAUUAGACAGAGAUGCUGCAGUGAUAUGUUUUCAAACGAUGUGCUAUUCGCUUAAAAAUUUUGUUGCUGAAAGUACUAUAAAUAUAAAAGGUGAUAAGCGUGAUGAUGCUGACGAAACAGCCACUAGUCCGAAAAAUAGUUACCUCAAGAAAAAAAUGGAAAUAAAAUAUUUUCUUGAUGGAGAUCCAAUUAAUGAUAAACCACUUUUAUUAGCGGCAUUAUUGGAAGGCAUGAAUGUAUUUACUGAAAAAUUCAAACUUAAGUGGCAAGAGUGUGUAGAAACCAUUUGUGUUUUGUCAAUUGCUCAAGAUAUUCUUAACCAUCCAGGUGUUAAUGCAAAGAUAUGUAUAUUAGCUUUGAAAACUUGUAAAUUGGCAAUUGCAAAUUUUAUGCCACCAAAUCUCGUUUUACUGUCCGAAUUUGACGAACAAACAAAUGAAAUUGGUGCCACGCUGUUUAAAAGAAUACACGAUACCAAUUGGGAAGUGCAAGACAGUGUAUUCGAAGUUCUUAUUACAGUUACUGAUCUAUGUGAAAAUAAAUAUCCACCAUAUCAGAAGAUGCUGUUAGAAAAUCAAUUUUUCCAAGUUGCUGCUGAAUUAGCAAGGGCCGAAAAUGAAAGUUACGUCAGAGCUUCAGCUCUUAAGUUUAUUUCUGCGGCUGUUAAAAUAAAUGCACUGUGGGAAAAACAAUUAUGUCAAUUAAACCUAACGGAUCUUGCCAUGAAAAUAGUUUAUAAGGAAAAUGAAGCGGUCGUUAGAAGAGAAGCUGUAGUACUCAUAAAUAAGCUUUACAAAUACAGAUCUUGGCAAAAACCAGUUAUUUCUGCAAUGAUCCAAGCAAUGACAGCUGCGGCCGUUUUAGAUCUGGAUUGGGAAGUGAAGAUUAAUGCUUUAGAAUUCUGGAGGCAUUUCAUUAAGUCGCAUCUAACUGAUCAAGGAAUGUUAGACGGACAGUUUCCCAGUGUUACUUUCUCCAAAGAACAUAAAAAAAUUGUGUCACUUGACGAAUGUAAAAUUAAACAGAGGCUUAAUAAAGUUCUUGACGAAUUAGCUCGGCAACGUUGUCUUGGGGUAUUAUUAGUAUCAUUGAAAGACGAAAGCGAUUUGGAAGUAGCCAAAACCUCAGCCAAUAUUAUCGCAGAUUUACGAAAAAUCCUGCUCUGUUACAAAAUUAACGAGCCCACCCCAGAGCCUCCUUCACCAAAAGAUAGUGCAACAAUCGAUACGAAUUAUAUAAAAAGACCAUCAUUGGACAGCUCAUCAAACAAAGACAAGUCGCACAACGUGUUCCACGUGAUCGAUGAGAUCGUCGAUGCAAGUGACGAGAAACUUUUAGCCUCCAUUUACCGUGAAUCAAUGCGCAUGGAUGGUGACGAAACUGACCGUACUAAGAAAGACAAUUUCGAGUUUGUAGGCAAAGUGCAAAGCCAGGAGUUUUUAAGAGAAAUUCUAAGUUUUGACCUCGAUGGCUACAUUAAGCAAAGGACUGAAUGGCUGCAAAACUACACAACUUGUUUCGAUUCCGUCAUGGAUGACAUUCUCAUGAUUGUUAAGGGAGAUGUCAAUAUGAUGGAUUGUUAUUAAAGCAUUUUUUUACUCUGCACGCCAAUAGUAUUUUUUCAAUUCAAGAUUAAUUAAUUACAGACAGCAGAAUUCAUAUCUUUUAUAUUUUUUUUUAUACAAUGACCGUGCCUUAUUCAAUAAUCAAAGUACACUUUUACUUAGGUGCUAAAUGAAGCGGAAUUUGUUAUAUGAUUUCAAUGAGUAAAGUAAACAAAAAAGAAUAAGUUGUAAGAAUAGUAAAAUGAGUUUUGUAUAUAAUAUAUUUUUAUAGUAUUUUGAAAAUUUGAUUACAUUACUAAAUAAGUCUAAAAUAUUAAUUUUUUAAUACUUUUUUUAAUGUAUAUGUAAUACAAAAUAUUAUGAUUUUGUUGAAUAUAUAAAAAGUUAUUAUUCAUUAUUUAAAUCAAAUGCC
Messenger RNA from Phymastichus coffea, 3577 nucleotides. RefSeq lists its product as uncharacterized. Gene Ontology annotation, cellular component: nucleus. Gene Ontology annotation, biological process: DNA damage response; positive regulation of protein phosphorylation; cell population proliferation. Lineage: Eukaryota; Metazoa; Arthropoda; Insecta; Hymenoptera; Eulophidae. The transcript has 12 exons. The record is from RefSeq and is a predicted model, not a curated record. Bases 304 to 3186 code for a protein of 960 amino acids.